AUGGGUAUAUUGCCGUCCGCCUUGGAAUUAUACAAGGCCUCUGCUCACACAGGAUGCAGCAUCUAUAAAGAGAUCGGCCCUGGUCAGCGCAUCGCCGUAAGCAAACUCGCCGCCGAACACUACAUCCAACAUUCCCGUCCCUUCCGCCUCGCAAUCGAUAUCAGCAUCUGGCUCUUCCAAAUUCAGUCCGGCAAGGGUGGCACCAAUCCUGCUCUGAGAACCUUCUACUAUCGCCUCUUACGCCUUCUCUCCCUCAACAUCCACCCUCUAUUCGUCUUCGAUGGCCCUAACAAGCCCACCUGGAAACGAAACAAGAAGGUCGGAGGUCCAAAUGUGAGGGUAUCGAGUGUGCCCGAAUUCUUGGCCAAACAACUUCUCAAACACUUCGGCUUUCCUCUCCACUAUGCUCCGGGUGAGGCCGAAGCUGAAUGCGCUCUGCUCCAGCGAGAGGGCAUUGUCGACGCCGUCCUCAGUGAAGAUGUUGACACUCUCAUGUUUGGAAGUGGCAUGACUUUGCGAAGCUGGACUCCGGAACAAAAGAGCAGCAAGACUCCAACCCACGUGAACGUAUACCGAGCCGAUGCCACAAAGGAAACCAGUGGCCUGGAUCGUAACGGCAUGAUUCUGGUUGCCAUGAUGAGCGGAGGUGACUACAUCACUGAGGGUAUCCCUGGAUGUGGUCCUAAACUAGCCUGCGAGGCAGCAAGAGCUGGUUUUGGUGACGAAUUGUGCAGCCUAGACAGAAACGAGACCGACGCUCUAAACACUUGGAGAGAGAAGCUUCGCCAUGAGAUUCGGACCAACGAAAGCAAGCACUUUCGCCAGAAGCGUCCAGCUCUGACCAUUCCGGACACGUUCCCCGAUCAGAAAGUUCUCCGCUACUACACCCAUCCAUGCAUCUCCGCACCCGACAAGAUCGCCAAACUCAAGGAUACCCUCAAAUGGGACAUGCCGCUGGACUAUCCCAGUCUUCGAGACUUCACAGGUGAUGCGUUUGACUGGCGAUGCAUUGGUGGUGCCAAGAAGUUCAUUCGCAACCUUGCUCCUGCUGUGCUUGUCCGAGAACUCAGAAUGCGAGGCGAGACUACUGAAGGCAACGGGGAUAGUUUGUCUAUACAAAAAGCUCGAGAAGCAUCCUUGGUCAACGCGAUCCACAGCAAGCGCUUGCAUCCAACGACUGACAACAUACCGGAGCUCAGAAUCAGCUUCAAGCCCAUUGAGUUGAUUGACAUCGAUCUCAGUUUCGAAGAUCCUGAUGAGGAGAUCCCUGAAGAUGAGGAAGAUGAGGACUCGGAGCCUCUGCCAACUGAGGACGGUGAGUGUCCUGGAUCACCAAAGAAGAAGCGAGGUCCUUCUACCUACGAUCCCACUGUCCAUGACAAGGUCUGGCUUCUGGACACCUUUGUGCGUCUCGGUGUGCCGCUAAAGGUUCAAGACUGGGAG
Molecule: messenger RNA, 1443 nt
Organism: Aureobasidium namibiae CBS 147.97
Lineage: Eukaryota; Fungi; Ascomycota; Dothideomycetes; Dothideales; Saccotheciaceae
Product: PIN domain-like protein
Exons: 1
Molecular function (GO): crossover junction DNA endonuclease activity; 5'-flap endonuclease activity
Source: RefSeq, a predicted model, not a curated record